GUGUGCACCACUACGCUAGCUUCGCCACUGGUUCUAAUCCAAACUAGAAAAGCAUCUCAAAACACUAGCAAGAUCAAUCCGGUCAGCGCCCCCACUUCGGAUAGGCUCGCCGCUCUACGCCCAAUCCACCCGAGUUACCGGCGGUCCGUCGUGCCACUGCCGCCCGCCCGGCGCGACGCGACGCCUGACGCCGUGCUAACCCGCAACGCCCUUGUACUGGUGGUCAUUUCCCACAUGCACCGGCUCAAACCGCACGAAGCCGCCUCCCUCCCGCGCGAAGUCCUCGAAGCCCACGUCGUGUCGCUGGUCCGCCAGUGCCCCGACCUCCUCGCGCUCCGCGGCGCGCACGCCCGCCUCCUCAGGCUCCGCCUCCCGCGCCUCACCGCCGCCUUCGCGCUCUCCAAGCUCCUCGCCUCCUGCGCCGCGUCCGCUGCCACCACGACCACCGCCGCGGCGUUCUACGCCCGCAACCUGUUCGACCAAAUCCCCGACCCGACCGCCUUCUGCUUCAACUCCCUCAUCCGCGCGCUCUCGACCGCCGGGAGCCCCGCCGCGGACUCAUUCCUGGUCUACCGCCGCAUGCUGCGCGCCGGGUCUCCACGUCCCAACAGCUUCACGCUCGCGUUCGGGCUCAAGGCGUGCUCAGCAGCGCCGGCUCCAGGCGAGGGCCGGCAGCUGCACGCGCAGGCGUUCCGCCAGGGGCUCGAGCCGAGCCCCUACGUGCAGACCGGGCUGCUCAACCUCUAUGCCAAGUGCGAGGAUGUUGCGCUCGCCAGGACAGUGUUUGACGGCAUGGUCGGGGACAAGAAUCUGGUCGCUUGGAGCGCGAUGAUCGGCGGGUACUCGAGGGUGGGGAUGGUGAAUGAAGCGUUGGGGCUGUUCCGGGAGAUGCAGGCGGCAGGGGUGGAGCCGGAUGAGGUCACCAUGGUCAGUGUCAUCUUGGCGUGCGCCAAAGCAGGGGCACUUGACCUGGGGAGGUGGGUACAUGCUUAUAUAGAUAGGAAGGGGAUCACAAUUGAUCUGGAGCUGAGCACCGCAUUAAUUGAUAUGUAUGCAAAGUGUGGGCUGAUAGAGCGGGCGAGAGGGGUGUUUGAUGCUAUGGUGGAGAGGGAUACAAAGGCAUGGAGCGCAAUGAUAGUCGGAUUGGCGAUACAUGGGCUUGUAGAGGAUGCGUUGGGACUUUUUUCAAGAAUGCUAGAGCUCAAGGUGAGACCUAACAAUGUCACCUUUAUUGGUGUGCUGUCAGCCUGUGCUCACAGUGGGUUGGUGGACGAUGGACGACGGUAUUGGUCUACUAUGCAAAACUUGGGAAUCAAACCUUCAAUGGAGAAUUAUGGCUGCAUGGUUGACCUCCUGUGUCGAUCUGGACUUUUGGAUGAUGCUUACUCCUUUGUUACUGUUAUGCCUAUCUCACCAAAUUCAGUAAUUUGGAGGACUCUUCUUGUGGCUAGUAAAAGCUCAAACAGGAUUGAUAUAGUGGAAUCAGCAUCAAAGAGGCUCCUUGAGUUAGAACCUCUCAAUCCAGAGAACUACGUUCUGCUCUCCAAUUUGUAUGCAUCGAACUCCCAAUGGGAUAGAGUGAGCUAUAUGAGGAAAAAGAUGAAGGGCAAUAAUGUUACUGCUCUUGCUGGUUGUAGUUCAAUUGAAAUUAAUGGCUACCUGCAUAAGUUUGUGGUGAGUGAUGAUUCACACCCUGAUAUCAAGCAGAUAAGACUGGUACUGAGGGAAAUAGCUGACCGGGUGCUACGAGCUGGCCACAAACCUUGGACUGCAGCUGUGCUACAUGAUGUUGGUGAAGAGGAAAAGGAAGUUGCACUUUGUGAGCAUAGUGAAAGGUUAGCCAUUGCAUAUGGAUUGUUAAAGACGAAAGCCCCUCAUGUCAUUCGGGUGGUAAAGAACUUGAGGUUUUGUCCAGAUUGCCAUGAAGUGGCAAAAAUAAUAAGCAAGUCAUACAACCGAGAAAUCAUUGUUAGGGAUCGUGUUCGUUUCCAUAAAUUUAUGGGAGGAAACUGUUCUUGCAAGGACUUUUGGUGACUGCUUGCUUGAAUGGAUAAUUUAUAUUUGAUUUUUAAAGUCGGUUGCAUAUUGGGAACUAAUUUACACAA
Molecule: messenger RNA, 2105 nt
Organism: Phragmites australis (common reed)
Lineage: Eukaryota; Viridiplantae; Streptophyta; Magnoliopsida; Poales; Poaceae
Product: putative pentatricopeptide repeat-containing protein At5g40405
Exons: 2
Coding region: 235-2034 (599 amino acids)
Biological process (GO): RNA modification
Molecular function (GO): zinc ion binding; protein binding; RNA binding
Source: RefSeq, a predicted model, not a curated record